Messenger RNA from Porites lobata, 8032 nucleotides. The record is from the annotation of a GenBank genome assembly. Lineage: Eukaryota; Metazoa; Cnidaria; Anthozoa; Scleractinia; Poritidae.
AUUAGUUUUAGUCGUCUCUAACAGGGCACUCGUAUCUCACGACGCAUUAGAUAUCGAUCGGGCUUAGUGCUGGAGUAUUAAGCCAAUUUUCGCAGUACGUUCCCUUUGCCCAAGCCAGCGUCAACAUGGAAACACGGUUAAUUCUUUUUCUUCUUCUGCUGUGCGCGGAGUUCGAUCACCAAGGUAUUUAUGUUGUCAUAGCAUCCUAACAUUAACUUGUGAAACUAGUGGUAUGUUAUGCUCUUAUUCGCUAACUCAGUAGAAUAAAGUAAUUGAAGUCGUUAUUUAAGAAAAAUCAUUUCCAAAGACUUGGGCUGAAAGUAAUGGUUACAAGAAUACUUCAAUACAAGAGAUUUGUCUGAGAAAAGCCACUAACUCGCUUUUUAAGUAAUCAUGCAAGUAUACUGACUUAGAAAUGUUUAAAAAGGCCGACCGACCUUGUUUAAACAAAUUAAAAGACCUUUGUUAAACCUUUUGUCGAUUUUGCUGGCGGCAGACGGUUGUCGAGAACCUUCCAGUUUUAAAUUAGGGUACUGAAGAUAACAAGAAGCAUAAGUUCAUAAAUCAAAGAUAUCAAGAAACGAGGUGGUCAUCAAAAGACAGCUUCCAUUAAAAUCAUUAUGCUCGCACUUAAGAAUUUUAAUCGUCGACUCAAGAGCUAUGAGACAACUACCCUGAUUUUGUCACGUUUUAAAAGUUUUUUAGCAGGCCACACUGUACAAAUGCUUUAAUUAUAGAUGUUGUUUUGAGGUUGCGGCAAAACUGUACUAGUGAGACUUUUUUACCACACCACAAAAACAGUUCCCGCUGUGAAUUUAUACAACUAAUAAAUCUAAGAUUCAAUCAUGUGCCAGUUAGUCUGCUGCACAGCCGUUUUUAGAGGGUUGUGUAGCAGACUAUCUAGCAGUCGACUGUUUCCAGAGUUUUUAAUUUUUUUUUCUAUCUCUUCUCUUUGUUUCAUAAAAACUAUCCCAAAUCAUAGUUUCUACGGCCAGGUCAACUGUGCAAUUACAAGACGUACACAAAAUCCAAAAUGAAUAACCAAUUCGAUUUUGAGGCAAAUACGUAUACAUGUAGUUGGCUCCUUUCGAGAGCAGGCUAUUGCUUUCCCUUAAAAAAAUAAUUAACUUUGAGCGGUAAAGGACAAUUUUAAUUCCAUCUCGACCUAAGAAUUUUGACUUAAAAUUAAUUUAAGCAAUUUAUUUUCAUGUUAAAUGGUUGCCGCUGGAAAUAAUAAAAAAAGACUUUAAUUACCAUCAUAUAUUUUUAAUCUGGCAGCAUCAGGCGAAUGUACAGUCGGGAUGCUUUGUUUGCUGUGACUGUAAUUUUUGAUGAAUUUCCAUCUUGGUUAGAAUCUCUUUUCAACUGAAAUUGGUUUUGCACGAUUAGCGGAUAUACAUCGGCUAGUUACCAAUCAGAGCGCCAAUCGAAAAACUGAUCGAUAAUCGUUAGUGGGUGCAUAUAACAUGAAGGAUGCCUGGGGAUCAAAGAGGGCCAUGAACUAUGGCCACUAACAAAGCUACCUUUGAAAGGGAAAUGUGUCCACUUAACUCACCUUGUGGUUUUCACCUAAAUGUACCAACAACGGCGUUAGGGUUUUUGAGUGUGAAAUAUUUUUCGUGAGUUACACUUGAAAUGUGAAUAGACUUUUUCGCCACCAGCGCGAGUCCCAGCUCCUUCCUGGUAAUCAGACUGGAUUGAAUUCUCCCUUGACGAAUUACAGUCGCUGGGACAGCGAGUGCCGGCAUGCGCAAACGCACCCUUAUCUGAGUGCCGAGAUCUCCCGCUGUUAGUAGGUUGGGCCCAUCUGCCUGCCUGUGGGAGAUCUGGGUACGAGAUUACCAGUCGGAGAUUGUUGCAUAGCUUUUAAAAGGGACCCCGAAAGAUUAUUCUAUCCCUUAAUCCUACUCUUCUCUUCUCCCGUCCAGUUAAGGCCUGGCAUUGCAGUUCUUGUGAGGUAGCAUACAAGGCGAAGGGAUGUUUCCAAGACAGUCCCAAUCGCGUGCUUAAGGAACAAGUGUUGAACGAAAGAGAUAAGACUAGCAAGGUGUAUGGCGGGCGAAUGAUCAACUGGAGGGAUUGGAACAACUACAUGCAAGGGUUUGCUUGUCGAUGCGCAAAGAUUGUUAAGGCGAAGGGUUACAAAGUGUUUGGAUUACAGUUUUAUGGUAAGGGCUUUAAAUGAGUGAUUACAAACGAGCCCGCAUAUUUCUUAUAACUGAUGUAUACUUUUAGAAGAGGACUCAGUUUGGAUUGCUCGGCACACAAUGGGAUAUUAACUAUAGCCUCAUAAGCCAUAACUUUGUACCUUUUACCACAUAAAAGUACUACUUAGUAGCUUUUCAUUUGCUUGGUCAUAUUCAUUGACAGACUCAAAAGUUAAAACCACGGUUUCACAACAUAAAAAACAGUACCAUAGGAAACUCAGUAGCUUUCAUUUUAAUUGUAAGUAUCAUAGGAUUUCAUUCACAGACUCAAGUUGAGACCACCUUGAAGUGCCGCAUAGUAAACAGCACUUCACAAAAUACUGUUCCAUGGUUUUAAUCUGAACGGUCACACACUAGGAUUCAGUUCUCCACGAACUCAAAGCUACUAAGAACUUUCUCUUGUGUACAGGUUCUCCUUGAGUGUUCAUCUGCAAAAGUUAAGGUGACGUUGAUAGGGGCCGGAAGCUUCUUUUUAGAGAAAAAUUAACUUCUCUAGCGAGGAGGGGUUAAUAGUCUGAUUGGUUAAAGCAUUAUUUUUUGGCCUGUUUCAGGGGAGUGUUGGAGUGGACAGCCAGGUUCUUAUAACCUGAAAACUGUUAUGACAAAGGAGUCCUGCAUAUCAGACAACUACGCGAAAUGCAAUCGUUUUGACCGGCACUGCGUUGGACAACAAUGGACAAACUUUGUUUAUGAACUGGGUAAGACACAAAUCGUCUGUAGUUUAUUAGCAACAACGACGGCUACGAAAACGUCACUUAAAAAGCGAAUUGACGCUGCUUCAAACUUUAUCGCACUUAUUUCAUUUCAUUUAAAAUUACUUUGUCAAGUGUUGGCAAUCGUUUUGAAGUGCAUGAAUUCUAAAGGACUUUAUCAAAGUUCAGGAAAAGAAAAAGGAAGUUGUUGUCUGGUGUUCCCGUCCUCGACAAAAAGAGAAUUUAGGCACUUUCACGUUGUAGUCGUGCACGCGAAAGUAAAGAAAUGUACAAAAAAGCGUGAUGCACGUGCAAAGUUGUUGUUUUGCUUAUCUAAACCUAUUGCUUUUUGCCGUUUUCGUUGCUUAAGCUCCCUAAUAAACUAUCACUUUCUCGGCAAACUUUCUCGCGAUGACAUUGCACCAACGUCAUGAUUGGACAAGAACAACGUCCAAGACGCCUAAAAAUUAGCAAUUUGGAAUAAACCCAAAUUAAAUCCUUCUAAAUCUUACCCGGUUCCCCAAGCCAAAUUUAGAAGGAUUUUGUAUGGAAUUUAAACCUAACUCGACAUAGUUCGGAAAUCACUUCGGUACUCUAUUGCACCGAACAAGAGCAGUAUUUUCAAAUGCCGAUAUUUUCGAAUACUUUCCUAAACAAGAUGUAAUUCAGAUUCUACAUUCUCAGAUGUAAUUCUCCAAUGUUCAUGAUCAGUAGCCUGGGUUAAAUGUUAAGAUUCAUAAGAUUGAACGGAUCAAAACACUGUCGAAAAUGCUUUGAAGAUUAUCCGAUGGAAAGUUUAGAGGCUUGAGAGAUUCAUUUCCUUUGAGGCUCAGUUAUUAGGUUUACACUGGGGGACAAUAAGUACGCCAUAAUAUAACCUGCAUAACGGGCACUUUAUAAGCCAAGCGAGGCGAACGCGGCAUUUUGCACGAAGCGCGAGACGAGGGGAGGAGCAGGCGCUUUGUUUUUCUGCUCCCCUCGUCUCGCGCUUCGCCCAAAAUGCCGCGUUAACGUCGAUUUGCUCAUAAAGCGCCUGUUAUGCAGGCUAUAUUGUGGCGUACUUAUUGUCCCUCGCUUAGCUCAUGCAUGCAGGUUUGCCACAACAUCGUUCAUUCGCUGAUGAUGAUUCACUGAGCAUGCUUUUUUAAAAUCUCUAUUGUGAUUUAGAAUCUGACUGUGGUUUGGACUUUGAACGAUUGGGCUGCUUCAGAGACAAUAAACAAGAACCACGCCCAAUUCCCAGUUACAUGAUGACGGACAGAGAGCCGAGGCUUAAGAUCUACAGCGGCCAGUCAAUUGACUGGCGAAACUGGGAUGUAUAUUUGCCUGAGUUCGUCUGCCGGUGCGCCAAGCUGGCGAAACUAAAAGGACACUCUACAUUUGGAGUGCAGUACUAUGGUGUGUAUUAAGUGAUAUCAUCCUUUUGGUUGUUUAGCUAUUGCCGUAGAUAAGCGGCGGGGAGGUAAAUAUUUAUGAUAUUGUUAACCUCGUCCUAAGGCCUUCUUGUUUUCCAACAUGGCGGCUGCAGUUUCGAGAAGAGGUUGUAUACUUACUCUGUGGGUCUGAAGUAUACAGCAACUUAAAUUAAUCAGAUACGAACAGUGGCUGAACGUUUAAGUAGGUCAUCGGAACACAAUCUGGGGCACUUGCCAUAAAAUUCUCGAACGACCCGACCUCAGCGCUUUGUAUGGAAAACGGUCUUUUCGCUCAAAAGUCGAUCCGACUACACUGAGGUCGAUUCGCCUACAUGAUUUAAGUAACGAGUUUCGCCCACACUGAAGUUUAUGAAUCUAAUAAUAGUGUUGUAUAAAUGGGAGUAAAGCUUACCAAAGACACUGGCAUGUUUAAACUAUAUAUUUAUUGUAGUAUCAACCUAAUAUCGCGAAUUUCUAACGCAAAUGUGUUCUUUGCGAAUCGACCUUAAGUAAAUGGGCGAAACAACUUCAAAUCGACUUCUGUAUGGGCGAAUCGACUUGUAGGCGAAACGACCGACAUUUCCUUUUUAUGAAUCGGAGUAGUGGCGGCUGACAUUACCAACUCCACCCCAACUUUAUCUGAUAUUCAACUACCUUUCUUUAUUAGGAGAAUGUUGGAGUGGUCUGCACUCACAAGAUACCUACGAUAAGUUGGGCUUCUCAAACAACUGCGUGGAUCACUGUUUUGAGAAGUGCAGACCUUUCGAAAAAUUUUGCUCGGGAAAGAACUUUGCCAAUGCGGUUUAUCGACUGUCGGGUGAGUAAGACUUUUCUCAUUACUACAUACUUAUUUUUAAAACACAUAAUAAAAUUCUAACAUCAAAUUUCAACAUUUCACGCCGUCCAUUCCUAUUCAUUUGUGGCUCAUGUAGCUUCAUUUGCUUACGCCGAUAUGGAGCGUGACGUCAAGUCAGCCAUAUUGGUGUUCCAAACCAAUCUUUUGCAUGGGAGUGGAACUUUUUUUUCAGGUCAACACGUUCUUUUGUUCCAAAAAAUUUGCACAGACGCUGGUCACAAGAGUAAAAACACUUUAUUCCGUUUCCUCAGAGUUCUACUGCAAAUUUAUAAAGCUUUAGCUCGUACAAAGGUGACAUCAACGAUAAUUGCAGAAAACGAGUGAAAACAAUGUCUUUUUAUGCGUGUAUCUUACAUUUCGAAACAUUUCUCUGCCAUUUUUGUUCUCUUCACCUAUGUCUCGGGUGUAAUGGCUGCUAAAGGGCGAUAGAGAAAAGCUGCUGAGGGUGGAAAUAGAUCCAUAUUGAAGCCAAUAUUGAAGCAGACUAUUACUUGGUACUAGCUCUCUACAGCACAUCAGGGUUCUUUUACUCUUCAGAUGCCCCAUGCGAGAUUUCUUAUCAAGCUGUUGGUUGCUAUAGUGAGGAUUCUUCCAAUCGUGCGUUUGCUGAAGAACUCUUAAACCAGAUAGACCCAGCCGAUCAAAAGUUCAAUGGAGUUAUGAUGGAAUAUGGUGAUAACUGGCAAAGAGAGUUCGCGAAAUUCUUAUGCCGAUGCGCUCGUGAGGCACAUCACAAGGGUUACACAAUGUUUGGCGUACACGAACAUGGUAAGAAAAACAGUGUAGAAAAUUUUAAGGGGGCAGUGUGCGUUCUUAUCUGAAGUUGUCAACGACUCGCAUGUAUCACUGAACAUUACCUCAACCCUUCUUCUUACUGGCUUGGAACUUGAAGUUACUGAAUUAAAGUUGAAAGGGUGGCCUGACUAAUUUUUAACCGGUCGUCUCGUCACGCAACGCUUCUAGGAGCGCGUGACGACACAAAGAAUGGCUGCAUAAGAGACUGCUGGAUUACCCCUGAGAUUGAAUCAGGCGCUUAAAAGGGCAUAUGACACUAUUUUUCUUUGCAGGAGAGUGCUGGAGUGACGCCAAUGCCGAACAAAAAUACAUCAAGUAUGGCUCGUCAGAAAGAUGCUUCCAGAAUUACAACCAAACUUGUCCCCAGGGCUCAAGCCCUUGUGCUGGAGGAGCGGAUGCUAAUUUUGUGUAUAGGAUUGAUGCAAGUAAGUGAGCAUUAAAUGUGCGGCAGAAUUUUGAAAAAAAAAUACACAGUAAACUCCCAGCCUACCUCCAGUAGCUGAUUGGUUAAAGGGGUCCGAUCGAGAACGCAGAGGGGCGUGGCAUGAGUGUGAGUCAUGGCACAGGAUGCUUUUUUGAGAAAGAAAACGGUACAGUGGCGGAUCCUGGGGAGGGGCCCGGGGGGCCCGGCCCCCCCAUAUUUUUAGACCAAAAUGAGGCCCGAAGGGCCGAAAAAAAAUUUUUUGAGGCCAGCCCCCCCCCUUAUAUCAGGGUCUGGGUGACCGCCCCCCCCCCCCCCCUUAUCUGAAGGUCUGAAUCCGCCACUACAUACAUACAUAAACUUUAUUUAUCCUCGGAUUUUAGUGUAGCUUACAUAGCUAGUAUCUCCGAUCCUAACUAAUUUUAAAAGUUACAACAUAUAUAAUAUAAUAUUAAUUAAUGUAGUAUUAACUAAAACCGUGCACUAACAAUUUGCGCUUAAAUUCACUAUAAUCUACAGUCUUUCUAAAGUGAUCAGGUAGAGAAUUCCAGUACUUAACAGAUGAAUAGCUAAAGGAACUUAGACCAUAUGUGGUUGUAGACGGCUUAGGAAGUGAUAAAAUAUUAGUACCCCGUAGGGAGUAAGCAGUAGAUCUUAACUUGAUCAGUUGUUUUAAAUAGCAUGGAUAUUUACCAAAAUGGAGACAUUUGAAUAUACAAAUCAUCAUAUUUUGUAUCCUCCUGUUGGCUAAACCACACACACCAGCCUUGUCUAGAAGAGCAUCAUAGUUCGAGUCCCAGUCCUUUACAACAAAUCUUAAAAUACGUCUAUUUACACUGCGGUAUUGACAUGGGGUGGAGAUUACAGAAGUUCGAAACUGGCAGGAUUGUCGUGAAAAAGGAGCGUGAUGCGGAAUCUGAACCCCCUUCUAGACUUCGUUCGGUUUAGUAAAAGCCUGCCCCAUAGUUAUUGAUAACGUUUUAACUCCUUUCUGUUUUUCUUGCUUGAACCUAUUUUUAAUUGAAUGUUUUUGCGCUAUUGAACAAGCAAUUGCUAUACAACAUCGAACAAUUUUUUUUCCACAAUUUUAUUGUUUCCAUUUCUCUCUUUGUAGGAAAUCGGCGUUCAGGCAUCGAGAAGAACGAUGUCUCGUAUGUGCUGAACAAAGAUUUUCGCCUGUCGAGUCUUCUUACUGACGCAGCUGCUGAAGCAUUGGCACGUAAAAGGGAGAUAACUCCUGUCUCACAAUAAAAACGCCAGCCAGAUGUUCCAUACUGAUGUAUUUCACUACUCAGAUCUGGGUGGGAAUUUUGCUCCAACCAAUCACAAGCACUAUGCGAAACGACCAAUCAGAAGCACUUUCCAGAUCUGGGUAGUGAGACGUCAUCAGUAUGGAAUUUCUGCGCUCGUUUCUCAGACGUCAUUUCGCGGAAGAACCAAUGAUGGCUUCGCAAAAUGUCGGCUGUUUUCUCCGGCUAGCAUUUACAAUUUGUUGUUUUUAGAACCCUGUCAGUUCUCUCGAUUUAAACAUAAAGCUUUCAACAGAGAAACAGUGAAGUGUCUACUCUCAGGGGCGGAUCCAGGAUCUUUUUUAGGAGGGGGUGCACUCGUCUCUUGCUCUACUUCAACACCAAUAAACCACAUAG